CUCACCACUAACCCCCACAACAUAUCAUUAGAAAACCAGCACCUCUCAACAAAAUGAGCACCUGGCAAGAAAAAGCCCGCGCCAAACAACUCGCCGCGGCGUCCAAAAUUCCCUCCGCCUGGCGUCUCCCCGAUACCACUCUCUCCGCUCUCGCUCCCGACUCCAACGUCCUCGACAUCCCACGCACCAGCGGGCUGCUCUCGUCCCGCGAACUAACCAUCACAGAGACCGACGAUGCCAGCCUGUUGCUUGAGAAGCUCGCUGCGCGCGAAUACUCCGCGCUAGAGGUCACAACGGCGUUCAGCAAGCGGGCAGCCAUCGCGCAGCAGGUCGUGUGCUGUCUCACGGAGACGUUCUUCGAGGAGGCAGCGGAGCGAGCGAAGUUUCUAGAUGAGCAUCUAGCGCGCACGGGGAAGCCACUUGGUCCGCUGCACGGGUUGCCGAUUAGUCUGAAAGACUCGUUUAAUGUGGCCGGGCAGCAUUCGACGCUGGGGUUUGUGUCCUUCCUCGAGCAUCCGCCGCAGAGCAGGAACUCGGCGGUGGUGGAUAUCCUGCUCGCGGCGGGGGCGGUGCUCUAUGUGAAGACGAAUAUCCCGCAGACGAUGAUGACGGCGGACUCGCAUAACCAUGUGUUUGGGCGGGUGCUGAAUCCGCAUCGGAGGAAUUUGACGGCGGGAGGGAGCACGGGGGGCGAAGGGGCGUUGGUGGCGAUGAGGGGGUCGAUCCUGGGUGUGGGUACGGAUGUCGCGGGCUCGAUUCGUAUCCCGGCGCUGUGCUGUGGUCUGGUGGGCUUCAAGCCGAGUGUUGGGAGGGUGCCGUAUGGUGGGCAGACGAUGGCAGCGAGGCCCGGGGCUGCUGCGGUGGGUAUAGCGCCGGUGGCGGGUCCGUUGUGUCAUUCUGUUCGCGACGCGGAGAUGUUGCUGCGCGUGAUUACGAACAGUCACCCUGAGGAUCUGGAUGAUGUUGCGCUUCCGAUCCCGUGGCGCGAGCUGGAUGUGUCGGAGAGAUCACGGCCCUUGACUAUCGGUUUGCUGCAUGAGGAUCAAGCGUAUCCGCUUCAUCCGUCUAUGCAUCGGGCGUUGACACAGGCUGCGGCGAAGCUCGCAGAAGCAGGACACAAGGUCGUUGAUCUGUCCGAGAAAGCACCCUCGUUGGAGGCCAUCGCCCGCCUGACGUUCCAGUACUUCGGCAUGGACCCGGAUAAGACGCUCUUCUCGCACAUCCUGCGCGGCGAGGAGCCGUUUAUUCCGUCGCUUGCGGUGCUGGGCACAGGCACGACAGUGGAGAUGCGCGAUCCGACACUGCGCAAUCUGUUUGACAUGAAUGUGGCACGCAGUGAUCUGGCGGAGGCAAUGAGGAAAGCUUACGUGGACAAUAAGGUGGAUGUUAUUCUUACUCCGGGAUUUCAGAGCUGCGCGGUGCCUCAUGACACGUACGAUAACGGGCUUUAUACCACGAUGCCGAAUUUGCUCGAUUAUCCGGCCUGUAUACUCCCCUUCGGCGAGGCCAACGAGGAAGCUGAUGCUGCUUUCGUCAGAGAUAUCGACUACAAACCACCUUACAAACCGAAAGAGAUCGAAGGCGCGCCGUGCCAUGUCCAGAUCGUUGGACGGCGCCUACAGGACGAGAAGCUGGCUCAGCACGUUGCAGAGAUUCAGCGCGUUCUGAAUGCUUAGGUUGAUAGAUGAUAUUUCUCAUAUGAGCAACUGUGGU
Molecule: messenger RNA, 1713 nt
Organism: Aspergillus steynii IBT 23096
Lineage: Eukaryota; Fungi; Ascomycota; Eurotiomycetes; Eurotiales; Aspergillaceae
Product: amidase
Exons: 3
Coding region: 54-1676 (540 amino acids)
Source: RefSeq, a predicted model, not a curated record